Molecule: messenger RNA, 2859 nt
Organism: Microdochium trichocladiopsis
Lineage: Eukaryota; Fungi; Ascomycota; Sordariomycetes; Xylariales; Microdochiaceae
Product: alpha-L-rhamnosidase
Exons: 3
Coding region: 1-2859 (952 amino acids)
Biological process (GO): carbohydrate metabolic process
Source: RefSeq, a predicted model, not a curated record
AUGGCAGUCUCCAUCAGCCACAUAUCGUUUGAGCACCACUACCCCCACGCCCUCGGCAUCGGGGAGACAGAGCCGCGCAUAUCAUGGCGCUUCGCCGGGGACGCGGUCAACUGGACCCAGACGAGCUACGACAUGGAGAUCACGCGUGACAUCAGUCACCACAGCCACAGUCAUCCGACAGGGGAGCAGGCUCAGCAGCAGCAGCUGUUCAGCGUGAACGGCUCGGAGAGCGUGCUCGUGCCCUGGCCCACGCUCGCGCUGUCGGCGGGGGAGAGGGCUUCUGUGCGCAUCCGGGCGCGUGGGAGGCAGUGGUCUGAUAUCACAGACGUUGGUAACAACGGGAAGAAGCUCGACUCGGAGUGGUCAGACAGGUACUUUGUUGAAGCCGGUCUCUUCGAGAAGAAGGACUGGCGCGACGCGGAGAUGAUUGCCAGCACGAGUGCCGAGGACAGGGAUGUGGCGAAACGUCCGAGGCUGUUUCGAAAAGAGUUCUCGUUGUCUUCCAAGCACGGCAGCGGUAGUGAUGCGGGCGGGAGCCACAACGAACGCUAUAACGAGAACUGGCUGGCGAGCGGUCGGGGCCAGGCCGUCAUGUCCUCGCCCCAGAUCGCCCGGGCGAGGCUGUACGUCACCGCUGCAGGCUUGUACCAGGCCUACAUUGACGGGCGCAGCGUCAACGGAGAUGUGGUCCUCGCCCCGGGGUGGCAGGACUACGGGUACCGCCGGGUAUACGACACUUAUGAUGUCACUGAGCAUCUCACCCAGCAGGGAUCAGUUGACCCGGACCUUCAGAGCGAUCAUCACCACCGCAGGGAGGAUAAAGGGCGACAUGUGCUAGGUAUCGUGGUCGGCGAAGGGUGGUAUGCCGGCCGUAUAGGCUGGAAUGGAGGCCAGCGGAAUGUAUGGGGCUCAGAUCUUGGAGUCCUGGCCUUGCUGGUUGUCACCAUGACUGAUGGGACGCAGCGGGUGGUCAAGACGGACGAGUCUUGGAGUUACGGGGCGGGUCCUAUUAUCCGGAGUGAGAUAUAUGAUGGCGAGGAGUAUGAUGCUCGAGAGGAGCUGGAAGGGUGGAUGAUUCCAGGAUAUCGUGCUCAGAAGGGGACAUGGGGCGGUGUGAAGACGAUCGAUACGCCUUUUGAUAGGCUUGCCGCGCCGGACGGACCGCCGAUCAUGCGAACGGGUGAGGUCGAGCUUGCUGAUGUGUUGACGAGCCCGUCUGGUAAGACGAUUCUCGAUUUCGGGCAGAAUCUUGUCGGGUGGUUGAGAGUGAAAUUUGAUGGGCCGAGAGGGCAGCAGAUCAAGUUUCGUCAUGCUGAAGUGCUCGAGAACGGCGAGCUGGCCAUUGGACCACUCCGCAACGCCGCACAGACAGACACCGUCACCCUGUCCGGCAAUCAAACCCUGGAGUGGGAGCCUGCCUUCACCUACCAUGGUUUUCGAUACGUCGAGGUCACGGGGUGGCCAGACACGGUGCCGCUCAACAAGAAGUCUAUCAGAGCCAUCGUGGUCCACUCGGCCAUGGAGCGCAGCGGCUACUUUGAAUGCUCCGACCCGCUGCUAAAUAAGCUGCACGAGAACAUCAUAUGGAGCAUGAGGGGCAAUUUUAUGAGCGUCCCUACCGACUGCCCACAACGCGAUGAGAGACUGGGCUGGUCUGGUGAUGCGCACGUAUUUGCCCGCACCGCCAACUACUUGUUCGACACGAGCGGCUUCUGGAGGGGGUGGAUGAGGGAUGUGUACGAGGAGCAGAGGGCAAGAAACGGCUCGCCAGCCAAUGUCACUCCCAGCUUUCCCUGGGUUCAAAACACUCCCAUCACCCCUGCGGUCUGGGGAGACGUGGUCGUCGGCAACCCAUGGAACACUUACCAGUCCUUCCGCGACAGGAACAUACUACUUGAGCAGUACGCUGGUGCAAAAGCCUGGCUGGACAGCGGCAUCCAGCGCCAGCCCAGCACCCCACGGAACAUCGCGCUGUGGGACCGCGACGCAUUCCAGUUCGGCGACUGGCUCGACCCUACGGCCCCGGAGAACGACGCCAGCCAGGCGCAGACCGACAAGAGAUUCGUGGCGGAUGCGUACCUGGUGGGCAUGACGAAGCUUGUCGCGCAGAUGGCGCGGGUCUUGGACAAGCGCGACGACGAGAAGUACCACGCCCGAUGGGCGGAUGACUUGCAGGCCGCGUUCCAACACGCGUGGGUUCACAAGGACGGCACGGUGUACAACGAGACGCAGACGGGUAUCGCACUGUGUCUGUGGUUCGACCUGUUCCGCAGCGAACGCGAGGCGGAGGCCGCGGCGGCACGGCUGGACAACAUCAUCGCGGGGAACGAGUACAAAGUCGGGACUGGGUUUGCGGGGACACAUAUUCUCGGCCAUGCGCUGACCAGGUAUAACCUGACGAGCACGUUUUAUCGGAUGCUCAAGCAGACGACUGUGCCGAGCUGGUUAUACCAGGUGGUCAUGGGUGGGACUACGACCUGGGAAAGGUGGGAUAGCAUGCUGCCAGAUGGGAGUGUGAACUGGGGCGGCAUGACGAGCUUCAAUCAUUAUGCAUUCGGAUCUGUGGGGGACUGGAUUCACAGGGUUAUUGGCGGGCUGGCACCAAGUGAAGAGGAGGGCUGGAGAAAGGCGGUGGUGAGGGUUGAACCGGGUGGUGGGAUUACGCAUGCGAGGGCGAGGUAUCUGAGUCCUUAUGGGUGGAUUGAGACGGAGUGGACGGCCGACAAUGGCAAGAAGCCCAAGCUGAAAGUGACUGUGCCACCGAACGCGAUGGCCGAGGUGGUCAUGACAGCCCAUGGUAAGGAACGUGCGACCAUUGGCAGUGGCCAGCACGAGUUUCCUUCAGCAGAGUCUAAUUGA